AUGUGCAAUUUGAAGAUCCCGCAGCUAAUAAUUUUUCCUUCAACACAGACCCGUCCUUUAAAAAACACCAUUUCCCUCACCCAUUUAAUAGCCCCCCUCUUCCCAACUCCCCAUCCCUAGGCUCUCUCUCUCCUCUCUACUCCGCCGCCGAUCUAAUCAAUGGCCGAGAUCCCGCCGAUCCACCACACCACAACCCUCAACCAAAUCGCCAUCGACUACACUCCCGACGCCUGCCUCCACUCUCCCGAUUCCGGCGAGAUACACAUCACCUACGACCACCGCCGCGGCGCCCGAUGGCGCUCCCCUUCCCGCUUCCUCUACGGCACCUUCUCAUCCCGCAUCCGCUGCCCUUCCGGCAACACCGACGGCCUCAACUACAACAUCUACCUCUCCUCCCUCGAAGGCGACAAGAACCAAGACGAGAUCGACUUCGAGUUCCUCGGCAAGGAUAACACCUCCGUUCAAACCAAUGUUUACACCGCCGGGGUGGGCAGCCGGGAGCAGAUCCAUCCGCUCGGCUUCCACGCGUCGGAGGAUUUCCACGAUUAUGAGAUCCGAUGGGGACCAGAGGAGAUCGCGUGGCUCGUUGAUGGGGAAAUGGUGAGGCGGGAGGUGCGGAGGGAGGGGGAACCGUGGCCGGAGAAGCCGAUGUUUCUCUACGCGUCUGUUUGGGAUGCGAGCGAAAUUGAUGAGGGGAGGUGGACGGGGAAGUAUUCGGGGUGCGACGCUCCGUAUGUUUGUGUUUAUAAGGAUGUGAGGGUGCCGAUUGGGACGGUGGUGAUGGAGGAAGAAGAGACCAUGUGAUUGGU
Messenger RNA from Phalaenopsis equestris, 809 nucleotides. Its product is annotated as probable xyloglucan endotransglucosylase/hydrolase protein 27. The record is from RefSeq and is a predicted model, not a curated record. Gene Ontology annotation, molecular function: hydrolase activity, hydrolyzing O-glycosyl compounds. Gene Ontology annotation, biological process: carbohydrate metabolic process. The coding region runs from base 160 to 804 and encodes 214 amino acids. The transcript has a single exon. NCBI's taxonomy places the organism in Eukaryota, Viridiplantae, Streptophyta, Magnoliopsida, Asparagales, Orchidaceae.